This is a messenger RNA of Camelina sativa (false flax), 556 nucleotides long. RefSeq lists its product as uncharacterized. NCBI's taxonomy places the organism in Eukaryota, Viridiplantae, Streptophyta, Magnoliopsida, Brassicales, Brassicaceae. The record is from RefSeq and is a predicted model, not a curated record.
AAAUAGACACUCUUCGACAAACCCAAUCUCCACCUUGGGAAAUCUUGACUACGUUUAUUUCGUUAAUUAACACUAAAAAAAAAAGAAAUGUUGUCCAUGGCAGCAAGUUACGCACACCUAGAGGCCAAACAGAAGAAUCAGAAGGAAAAAAUGAAAAAGAGAGAAAAGGAGAGAAACUCCGGCCACGAUGCAGCUCAUCCCCUCCCUGUCGAAGCCUCGUCUGCCUCCGGAAGGAAAUCUAAUAAAAUAUAUCCUUCUAGUUUAUCUCAUGAACAAGUAGAGGUCAAGUCACAAAAGUGAAAUUUAAAGUCGUGAAAUUCUUGAAGAGUUUAUUCAAGUAUUUUUCCUUGUCUCUUAGCAUGUAAUAUCUAUGUAUGUAUGUAUGCGUGAUGUGUCUAAAACGUAUCUUGGUCGUGUUUAUAGUUUUGUGAAAGUGUGCUAUUUGUGUGUUACUUACUUGGUGUUAUGUUAUCAAGUGUAAAAGGUUAUUCCAUUGACACACGCCCAUUACCUAUUUUAACUCUGAUUUACAAGUUCCAAUCAAACAUUUUUCUAA